Molecule: messenger RNA, 1266 nt
Organism: Vavraia culicis subsp. floridensis
Lineage: Eukaryota; Fungi; Microsporidia; Pleistophoridae
Product: atypical/RIO/RIO1 protein kinase
Exons: 1
Coding region: 1-1194 (397 amino acids)
Molecular function (GO): ATP binding; protein serine/threonine kinase activity
Source: RefSeq, a predicted model, not a curated record
AUGGAUGCGCCAUUCGUUAAACCGGUAAAAACACACAAAGAUAAAUCGGACAGAGCUACAAAAGACAGGGUACUUGACAGUAAAACCCUCAUAAUACUGGAAAAACUGCAGAAGAGGAAUAUUCUCUUCGAUCUCGAGGGAUGUAUCAGUAGUGGAAAGGAGGCGAACAUAUACAAAGCAAAAAUUAGGCGAACACCAAAGUGCAAAUUCAUAAAAAGAAGCGAUACUGAGACAGAAAUUCACGACGACAUAGCAGAUGCAGGCAGGACUGAUGAUACAGUCACAAAGGAUUCGGUGCUGCUUCCGAUUUCUGGCGAAGAAAACGUGGCCAUAAAAAUUUUUAGGACGUCAAUUCUCGAAUUCAGAAAUAGGAACGUAUACAUUACGAACGAAAUACGGUUCAAAAAUUUCAGAGUUUCCAAUCCUAGAAAACUGAUCAAAACCUGGGCGGAGAAAGAAGUACGCAACUUGACAAGACUAAAUAAUAGCAAUAUUCCGGCACCUCAGCCGUUAUAUCUGAAAAGAAACAUAAUAAUCAUGAAAUUGAUCGGCAGUGAAACUCAUAUUGCUGCCAAACUGAAAGAUUUACAGAACGUAGACUUUGUAGAAAUUUAUCGUGAGGUCAUAGAUCUGAUCGCAAGGAUGUACAGAGAUGCCAAGCUCAUACAUUGCGAUCUGUCAGAGUAUAAUCUGUUAUAUUAUGAUAGCAAGGUGUAUGUGAUAGAUGUUGGACAGAGUGUUGAUGUAACACACGUGUAUGCCGAUGUAUUUUUGGUGAAUGAUAUUGCGAAUGUCAGCAAAUUCUUCGAGAGAAAAGGAAUCGAGGUGGAAAGCAUAAGAAGUGUUUAUGAACACGUUACCGGCAAGGAAAUGCAUUUCGAUAUCAAAGGGUGUGAGAUUAACAAAUUGGGGUUUGAUACGGGUCGGUUGCUAGAGUUGUGUGAUGGUCAUAAGACGAGCAUGUGUGCAAAGCCGUUGUACGACAAGAAUAAGGCGAAUAGCACACAAAAGGAUGUACAUCCUCGAAACGACGGUCAGUUCACAAAAAACGGGAUUCUUACAAAAGAGGAGAAACUGGAGCGAAGAAGAAGAUUCAAAGAUGAAAGAAAAAUGAAGAGAAUGAGCAGAUUGAAGAAAAAUAAAGAAGUGAAGAAUGUCAAGCGGAAAAAACACGCUCACAAAAGAAUAAAAUGAUGAAUUGAUCGCUAGUACGUUCUUUUAUAAGAUUAUGAUGCAAAAUUUAAUAAAUUGCAGGGUCUUCCAUCA